AUGUUCGCCGCCCUCCUCCUCGCGGCCACGACGGUCUCGGCCGGCGCCAUUGGCUGCGGUGGCCACCACAUCGGUGCCCGCAACCUUGGCAUGGGUAACCCCCACGCCAAGCGCGAGUACGACCCCAAAGCACUCGAUGUGACGGCCCAAUGCACCUCAUACAACUACCCCCCGGUCGCGGACAUCCUCACCCAGUUCCCCACCAACUGGGCACCCGCGACCAUCCUUCCCUCGGACACGGCCGCGCAGCAGCUCUUUUCGCAGCUCAACCAGACCCUGGGCCAGAAGGUUGGCAAUGUCCAGGUCAAGGUCGGCACCCAGGGCGACUUCUCGGGGUACCAGUACGACAACGCCGCGGACCCCGACUGCUGGUGGACCAAGACGCGUUGCACCGAGCCCAAGGACACGACUAUCCCGGCCGACAUCUGGCGCCUCCCAGAGCCCAACACCUGGGGCUUUGGCUUCGACGACGGACCCAACUGCUCGCACAAUGCGCUCUACAACUUCAUGGCUGAGAAAAAGCAGCAGGCGACCAUGUUCUUCAUUGGCUCCAACGUCAUGAACUGGCCCCUCCAGGCCCUGCGUGCCAAGCAGGACGGCCACGAGCUCUGCAUCCACACCUGGUCGCACUCGGCCAUGACGACCCUCACCAACGAGGGCGCCUUUGCCGAACUCUACUACACCCGUGAGGCGAUCAAGGCCGUCACUGGCGUCACUCCCAAGUGCUGGCGCCCGCCUUACGGCGAUGUCGACAACCGCAUCCGUGUCAUCGCUGGCUUCCUGAACCUUACGAACGUUCUCUGGUCCGACGACACCUUUGACUGGAUGGAGGGCACGAACAACGUCACCUCGGAGACUGUCGUUGCCAACUACCAGAAGGUGUUCGACCAGGCCAAGGCCGGCAACUACAGCACUUACGGCGCCAUCGUCCUCAACCACGAGAUCAACAACAAGACGAUGCAGCACAUGAUCGACCAGUACCCUAACAUCGAGGCCAACUUCAAGUAUAUCGUCCCCAUCGCCUCGGCCAUGAACUGGACCACUCCCUACGCCGAGGCCAACGAGACGUACCCCGACUUCAACCAGUACACCUCUGGCCAGCGCGAAGGUGGCCCAGUCGCCAGUGGCGAGGGCAACUCGCCUGGCUCGACCAUGACUGGCUCGGCCGCUGCGUCCGCGAGCUCGGCGGACACCUCCAAGAAGAGCUCGAGCACGCGCAACUCGGCCGCCGGCAUCUUUGUCCUCGCCGGUGUCGCUGCCGCCAUGCUCCUCUAA
This is a messenger RNA of Cutaneotrichosporon cavernicola, 1275 nucleotides long. RefSeq lists its product as uncharacterized. The coding region runs from base 1 to 1275 and encodes 424 amino acids. Lineage: Eukaryota; Fungi; Basidiomycota; Tremellomycetes; Trichosporonales; Trichosporonaceae. The record is from RefSeq and is a predicted model, not a curated record. Gene Ontology annotation, cellular component: membrane. Gene Ontology annotation, biological process: carbohydrate metabolic process. The transcript is spliced from 2 exons. Gene Ontology annotation, molecular function: chitin deacetylase activity.